Messenger RNA from Marasmius oreades (fairy-ring Marasmius), 3072 nucleotides. RefSeq lists its product as uncharacterized. Lineage: Eukaryota; Fungi; Basidiomycota; Agaricomycetes; Agaricales; Marasmiaceae. Gene Ontology annotation, biological process: proteasome-mediated ubiquitin-dependent protein catabolic process; regulation of protein catabolic process. The transcript is spliced from 13 exons. Bases 47 to 2959 code for a protein of 970 amino acids. The record is from RefSeq and is a predicted model, not a curated record. Gene Ontology annotation, cellular component: proteasome complex; proteasome storage granule; proteasome regulatory particle, base subcomplex. Gene Ontology annotation, molecular function: enzyme regulator activity.
UUGACCCUAAAUAACACUUCCAUCCUUUCUCAUUUCUCAAAUAACUAUGCCGGAGUCGACAGAGUUUGCUGUUAAAGUUACCUCGGAGGAUCCCAAAAAGAAAGAAAAGGAAUCUGAUAAGCAAGAAGGCUCUUCUACCUCUGCACAGGAUGGCAAGAAGGAUAGCAAGGAUGGAAAAGAAAUUGAGGGCGACGAGCUGUCAGAGGAGGAUCUUCAGCUGCGCUCAGAACUAGAAAUGCUUGUUGAAAGACUCAAGGAAUCAAAUACGGAUCUCUAUAGGCCAGCAUUAGAAACACUUAGAACAUUAAUUCGCACUUCCACCUCUUCCAUGACUUCCGUUCCAAAACCAUUGAAAUUCCUUCGCCCACAUUAUCCUGAUCUUCAAGCUUUAUACGAGACAUGGCCAGCUUCUGACGACAAGAGCCUUUUCGCCGAUAUUUUAUCUGUCCUGGCCAUGACUUAUUCGGACACCGAACCGCGAGGUACCCUGCGUUACCGUCUUCUCUCAGCCUCGAUGAGACCAUUCGACUCGCCUCUCGCUGACCCAGGGAACUGGGGUCACGAAUACGUACGACAUCUUGCCGCUGAACUGGGUGAAGAAUUCGAAUACAGAGAAGAACACGACGAGGAUGAACCUGCGACCACUGAAUCUGGGAAGUCUCAAGGAUUGAAGCUUCCGGGGACCAUCGAAGUCCUCCGUGAACUUGCGAAACAAUGUUCGAUAUUUUUGCUUCAACAUAACGCAGAGCCGGACGCUGUCGAUCUAUUACAAGAGCUGGAAAUGAUCGGUGACAUUGUGGAACUUGUCGACGCUAAUACGUAUGACCGGGUAUGCCAGUACAUGUCUCGGUGUGUAAGUUUCCUUCCGCCACCAGAUGACAUCGCAUUCCUACAAACCAUGUACAAAGUCUACAUGAAAUUCCAAAAAUUCCCUGAGGCAAUCUGUACCGCUAUCCGUCUGAACGACAGGAAUUCCGUGAGAGAGGUCUUCAAGACUGCUGGUAACCCAGCCAUGAAAAGGCAACUGGCGUUCAUCAUUGCCCGUGCUCAGACUCCUAUAGAAUGGCUACGAGCAAGUGGAGAAGAAAAUCCAGAUGGUGAAGAAGAGGAGUUGCCAGAGGACUUGAUGGAGUGUCUCAGUAACACACGGCUAAGCGCAUCUUUCCGAGAGUUUGGCAAGGAAAUGGGCGUUGCGGAUCCCAAAAGUCUCGAAGACGUCUACAAAUCUCAUUUGGAGAAUACUCGAACCUCAAAUGUCGAUUCGGCUCGGGGCAACCUCGCAUCUACGUUUGUAAACGCCUUCGUUAAUGCCGGCUUUGGAAACGACAAACUAAUGGUAGAGGCUGAGGAAGGAAAUAGUUGGAUAUACAAGAACAAGGAUCAUGGAAUGAUGAGCGCAGCAGCAUCUCUCGGACUCAGUCUGCUUUGGGAUGUCGAUAUGGGUCUGACCCAUAUCGACAAGUAUUCCUAUUCUGCUGAGGAGUAUAUCAAGGCAGGCUGCUAUCUCGCGACUGGUAUCGUCAACUCUUCCGUCCGCACCGAAACUGACGCUGCGCUCGCCUUGCUGAGCGAACACGUCGAAAACAAGUCCGUUCCUCUCAAGACAGGUGCCAUUAUGGGACUAGGGAUGGCCUACGCAGGUUCUCAGCGGGAGGAGGUUCUGGCCUUGCUUCUACCGCUCGUUGCUGAUGAUGGCGCGAGCAUGGAGAUUGUCAGCUUGGCUGCCCUUGCUCUUGGAUUUGUCUUUGUCGGAUCGGAGAACGGCGACGUCACGGGUACUAUAUUACAGGCGCUGAUGGAGCGAGCGGAAAGAGAAGACAAAGGGUUGGAGGAGAAAUGGGCUAGAUUUUUGGCACUUGGAUUGGGACUGUUGUACCUCGGUCAACAGGACGCAUCGGAUGCCACCUUGGAGACGCUGAAGGCGAUCGAACACCCGGUAUCAAAGACAGCUCAAGUUCUUGUAGAAGCAUGUGCAUUUGCAGGUACCACUAACGUUUUGAGGGUGCAAAAGAUGCUACAUGCGUGCGAUGAGCAUAUUGUCCCUCCCAAGGAAAAAGAAGACGAUAAAGAGAAGAAAGACGAGAAAAAAGAAGAGAAAAAAGAAGGAGAGGAGGAUAAGAACAAGGAAAAAGAGGAACCUAAGAAGCAAGACGAUACAUUCCAGGCAUUUGCUGUCAUCGCUGUGGCGUUAAUAUCUAUGGGGGAGGACAUCGGCUCGCAAAUGUCCCUAAGACAGUUUAAUCACCUGAUGCAUUACGGCGAACCCGUGAUUCGCAAAGCCGUACCCCUUGCGAUAGGCCUCGUAAGCGCUUCGAAUCCUCAACUUCCUAUUCUCGACACGCUUUCGAAAUACAGUCACGACAACGAUCUAGGGGUUGCUAUCAACGCUAUCUUCGCCAUGGGGAUGGUUGGAGCUGGAUCUAACAACGCUCGUCUCGCCCAAAUGCUUCGGCAACUCGCGGGUUACUACUACAAGGAACCCGACUGCUUAUUUAUGGUGCGAAUAGCGCAAGGUCUCCUGCACAUGGGUAAAGGGACGAUCGGCGUCAACCCGUUCUAUCAGGAUCGGAGUAUCAUGCACAAACCUGCAGUUGCAGGUCUAUUAGCUGUUCUGACUGCGUUCACUGAUGCUAAAGGAUUUGUGCUCGAUAGGCAUCAUUGGAUGCUGUACUUCCUCGUCAACGCCAUGUCUCCACGAUUCAUGAUAACCCUCGAUGAGGAACUCAACAACCUCGCGGUGACGGUCCGUGUCGGGCAGGCUGUGGAUGUAGUCGGACAAGCUGGAAAACCUCGAACAAUAUCAGGUUUCCAAACACAUCAGACACCAGUGCGGCUUGGAACAACGGAACGGGCCGAACUUGGUACUGAGGAGCAUAUUCCUUAUACUCAUAAUCUGGAAGGCUUCGUGAUUCUCAAGAAGAACCCUGGGUGGGAGAAAGAAGAUAAAAUGGAGUUGUAGAUUAGAGUAACAUCAUGGCCAUUUUUAUGACGAGUAUUCAAAUUCCUGACUGCCAACGAACAAAGAGGGAGAUGGGGAGAGUUACGAUUUGAUGAAACGCAAGAUAAGUUUCA